UCCACAAUUCGAGGUCUACGGUUGUGUGAGUUCUGACGAACGGGUGGCCUGCAACUAUCGGUAUAAAUUCGAUGCAAUCUGCACAACGAGUGCAUCAAUCGCGAAAGUGCAUCAAACGAAACCGUGCGCCAUCCAUCCAUCCAUCCAUCAGUUACACAAUGAAAUUGCUGUGGUUUGUCGUGUUUCUGCUGGCCCUGGUAUACGGAGCGUACGGCCAGGAAUGUCCGAAAGGCUUCAAACCGCAGCAGGGCCAAUGUGUAACGCAGCGUCCCGUCCACGGCGAUUGUCCCGCCAACUCCAAGUACGACCUCAACAAGAACCUCUGCGUUUACACCUAGAGUGGCCGCGUGUGUGUGUGUGUGGGAGAUUCCAUUGUCCAUAACCCCCGCCAAAGGAAGGUCGUGGACCGUGGACGAUGAUGGUGUGAUUGAAUAAAUUCACUCGAAACUCUCGAACCGAAACUCAAA
Molecule: messenger RNA, 467 nt
Organism: Anopheles stephensi (Asian malaria mosquito)
Lineage: Eukaryota; Metazoa; Arthropoda; Insecta; Diptera; Culicidae
Exons: 2
Coding region: 72-338 (88 amino acids)
Source: RefSeq, a predicted model, not a curated record